Messenger RNA from Sipha flava (yellow sugarcane aphid), 1189 nucleotides. RefSeq lists its product as uncharacterized. The transcript has 6 exons. Gene Ontology annotation, molecular function: protease binding. Lineage: Eukaryota; Metazoa; Arthropoda; Insecta; Hemiptera; Aphididae. Bases 103 to 1101 code for a protein of 332 amino acids. Gene Ontology annotation, cellular component: Ino80 complex. The record is from RefSeq and is a predicted model, not a curated record.
GUCAUAUUUGGCGUCUAAGUCAUGUAUUAGGAUUGCUAAGACAUUUACAUUUAAAUGGACAUACUUCAUAUUUUUUAUUAGUAAUUAUAUUUUGACUCAAUAAUGUCGGGGUAUAAUAAUUAUGAAAAUUGGCCGCAAGAAUCAACUUCAAAUACAGAUGAAGAAGAAUUGUCGUCUCCUGAAAUUGAACAGGAUGAUAGUGACGACGAUUCUGAAACAUCAACAUCUAGCACGAGUACAUCUGCAUCCAGUAGUAGUGGUAGUAGUCAGUCAGGCUCUGAUUCUGAAAGUACUAGUACUGCAGAUGAAGACGAAACUAUAUCACUCAAAACUGAAACUGUAGUGGCUAAUAAAACUGAGCUUAGUUUACCUGUUGGAAUGUGCGAAGAUGAAGAAGUUUUCAAGCAACUUUUUUCUGUUAAUUCUUGGGUAUGCUUAAGUGACCAACAAAAGCAACAUUUAAAGAAUUUUCUUCCAACUUUUCCUGAAAAUGAUUUAAUGGAAAAAGAAAUCACUUUAAGAAUGCUUUUUGGUGGUCAAAGUUUUCGAUUUGGAGUUAAUCCAAUUGAUGAUUUUCAUGACAAAUUAAAAAAUGGAUAUUAUCGUCCUGAUAUUGUUAAAAUGAAAUCUUUGUUAAAACGUACUCUCAAACAAAAAUAUAGAAAAAAUCAACAUAUUAACCGUUUUAAUACAUUAAAAAAAUUACUCUCUGAACGUCUAGAUUUGUCUAAAAUUGCUUUGCCUAUGAGUAAUCAUUUUGAUCCAACUGAAGAUAUGUAUAGAGAAAUGUUGUUAUCUUAUAAGAUAAAACAGAAGAAAAUUGAACAAGAAAAAGAACAAAUAAGACUUGACCUAAUGAAAGAACAGAUAAAACCAGCUGUUUCAUUGGGAAAUGAGAAAAAGAGGUCAGCAACUAGCGAUCGGUCUCGAGUGAAACGAACAAAGACGGAAGAAGAAAUAGUACAAGAGAGGCAAAUUGAAGUUGAACCUAUCAGUUUAACGGCUGAUGAAAUACUUAUGGCAGAAGAAGGUCAGGCUGCUGCAGCGAUGUUGUUAGAGAUAAUGAGUGAUGUGGAAGAGAAGUAUAAUAAUUCACCAUAAAUAUUGUCAUCACCUUCAUCUACACCUCCACCAUCUGAAAACAAUUUAGAGUCCAAGUACAGUCCACCUACUUAUCACAAUAGUUAUA